Messenger RNA from Scaptodrosophila lebanonensis, 2258 nucleotides. RefSeq names its product zinc finger protein rotund. NCBI's taxonomy places the organism in Eukaryota, Metazoa, Arthropoda, Insecta, Diptera, Drosophilidae. Gene Ontology annotation, biological process: regulation of transcription by RNA polymerase II. The transcript has 3 exons. Bases 1 to 2058 code for a protein of 685 amino acids. Gene Ontology annotation, molecular function: RNA polymerase II cis-regulatory region sequence-specific DNA binding; DNA-binding transcription factor activity. The record is from RefSeq and is a predicted model, not a curated record.
AUGGAGGGACGUCUGAUUGAGUAUCGUCCGAUUGGAGGUGGUCUCGACUACCACCACAACUCGCCGCUUAUUGGCGAAAUUCCGCCAGCUGGCGGUGACUACACCCAUGCCGUACAUCGCUCCAUAGAUCAGCUGCGCAACAGUCUGAACGAAAGGGUCGCUUUGGGACCACUCAGCGUCUUCUCGAACACGGCCGAUUUACGCAGCUCGGUGCUGAGCUAUAGCCAGCAACCGCAGCAUCAGCCACAACAACCGCAGCACCAGCAGCAUCCGCAACAACAGCAGCAACAACAACAGCAUCAGUAUCACUUGAGUGGUGGUGGCGCAGGCGCUGGAACUGAGACACAGACUCUGCCGCAUGCCAAGCAGCCGAAUGUUCCUGUGGCCGUGUCCAGCGUCAGCAGUCUGGAUGCCGCCAAUGCCAAGCAUGUGAACGAGGCCGUCGUCAGCAGCUCCUCCUCGGCGGGCAGUGCACCAACCGGCUCGACACGUGGCCGUAAAUCACGCAUCUAUCCCAAUCCCAACCAGCACAUCAUUGUGACCAGCAAUAGUGUUGAUAAUGGCGGCAUUCGCAUGCAGAAUGCGGCCCUUAAUGAGCGAAAUCCUCAAAACCCAACAGGGACUGCAGGUCCACCUAGCACCUCGAAUAGCUCCAUUCCAUCGUCCACCAGCUCGCCACAUCAUAUGAUCGAUGUGAAGGACAGCAAGAUCUUCAGCUCGAAGGCGGACCUGCAGCUGCACACCCAAAUCCAUAUGCGGGAGGCCAAACCCUAUAAAUGCACGCAGUGCUCGAAGGCCUUCGCCAACUCCUCGUAUCUGUCGCAGCACACUCGGAUCCAUUUGGGCAUCAAGCCCUAUCGCUGUGAGAUCUGCCAGCGAAAGUUCACACAACUCUCGCACCUGCAGCAACACAUACGCACCCAUACGGGCGAUAAACCGUAUAAAUGCCGACAUCCGGGCUGCCAGAAGGCCUUCUCGCAGCUAUCGAACCUGCAGUCGCACUCGCGCUGCCAUCAGACGGACAAGCCCUUCAAGUGUAACUCGUGCUACAAAUGCUUCUCGGACGAACCCUCGCUGCUGGAGCACAUACCCAAGCACAAGGAGUCGAAGCACCUGAAGACGCACAUCUGUCAGUAUUGCGGCAAAUCGUACACCCAGGAAACCUAUCUCACCAAGCACAUGCAGAAGCAUGCCGAGCGCACGGACAAAAGGCCACCCAUUGUGCCUGGCGCACCGGUGGCGGGUGGCGGUGCUCCCGGUGGCUCUAAUCAUGGUGUGAAUGCUGUCAAUGCUCCCGUACCCGCACCACCAAAUCCAACCCACAAUCCGGCUCAGCAUCAGCGCAAUCAAUUGGUAUUGCCGCCUGUUUCGAUCGCGCCCAGCGACAACAGCUAUUGGCCGAAGGUAAGUCCCGACUCGGCGGCGGCGGCCAAUGCCAUGGAGGUGAUGCAUCAGCAGCAACAGCAGCAGCAGCAGCAACAACAGCAACAACAACAGCAGCAGCAGCAACCACAUCAUCAUCAUCCGCAACACUCUGUGGCGGCGCAGCAACAACAACAACAGCAGCAGCAACAGCAUCACCACUCACAGCAACAACAACAACCGCCCCCACAGCACAGCAUGGAGGCGCAUUAUGCGCAACCAACCGCCCCCAAUAGCGCCCAAAGCAAUGGACAUGCCGCCGAGCUGCAGGCCCAUCAUCGCAUGCCCGAUCCAGUGCGCGAGGACUUAGUCUCGACGCCUUCUGCAACCACUGUGGGCCCUUAUGAUGCCGCCUCCAUAACGAAAACCUCCACCAGCAAUUCGGCCUUCACGCCCAUCAACUCAAUGCCGCCGCACUUGAACUCGCUGAGUCACCACCCGAUGGCGCAGCGUCCAUAUCUCUACGAUGCCAUCAGCUUCCCGAACAAGAAUGUCAAUCAGAAUAAUGCUAACGCCUUUCCCAACCAGCUGAUUUCUCUGCAUCAGAUACGAAACUAUGCGCACCAGCCGGCGGGUCUGAUGGCCGGGGAGCAUCUGCUUGGCGUUAGUGUGGGACCGGGGAAAGACAAAGGAUAGCUAGCGUCGUAUUUCUAAGUUCGGUAAGACCUACUUAUGAUUUCCGCAUUAACCCUCCGUCGAUUUUCUUAGCAAUAUUUGCAAUAUGCAGAUCGUAAAUAUGUUAAUUGUAAUUGUAAUUCCUCUAAGCGUUCCCCUAAGACGAGUAUAUACUGUACAGUAUUAAUUUGUAGCUAGUGUUAGAGAGAGUCCCGCGUGUA